Messenger RNA from Phalaenopsis equestris, 4329 nucleotides. Its product is annotated as kinesin-like protein KIN-14I. The coding region runs from base 291 to 4022 and encodes 1243 amino acids. Gene Ontology annotation, biological process: microtubule-based movement. Lineage: Eukaryota; Viridiplantae; Streptophyta; Magnoliopsida; Asparagales; Orchidaceae. The record is from RefSeq and is a predicted model, not a curated record. Gene Ontology annotation, molecular function: ATP binding; microtubule motor activity; microtubule binding. Gene Ontology annotation, cellular component: cytoskeleton. The transcript is spliced from 25 exons.
UUCUUGCCUAUUCCCCCGGACGUUUGGAUAGCCAAGCAAGAGUUAAACGACAAAGGAGACAUGACAAAGAAGAAGCCCGCAGCAAAUGGGAAUCGGAUGAUGUAUAGAUGUUUGUGUGCUUUCACAGUUUCUGUUGACCUGGCUCCGCUCAAAUUUCUGAAGUUUUCAUUUCUUUCGGAGAGUUUAGUUCUACGGUCUUGUUCGAGGAAUUGGGUGCAGGAGAACGAAAACCUCGACCUUUUUUAAGUUCCUUUUUCCAAGGAUAACUUCUGACAGCUGAAUGUGCGAGGAUGGAACGAUCUUCUUUCAGUUCCAGCGAUGGAAAAUCCAAGCCUUUGCUGUAUGCACCCACUAGAAGCACAUCAUCAAGGUCUCUGCUAUCAGAACUUGCAGGUGCUACUACUAUGAGUGAUAAAUUCCAGGUUGAGACUUUUUUGCGAUCCAUGCAGAAACAAAUUAGUUCUGCCAGAAAGCGAGGGUUUUUCUCUAAGAAGUCAGCAGAUCUCCCAGUUGGCGAGGAGUUCAAAUUGGAAGACUUGUUGUGCUUUCAAAAGGAUCCUAUUCCAACUUCCUUGUUCAAGAUCAAUGGCGAUCAUGUGAAACAAUCAGUUAAAAUGUUCAAGUUGAUUCUGAAGUACAUGGGAGUUGAUUCUCCAAGAAAUACUACGUUGUUGUGCUUGGAUGAUAGCAUUGAUCUUGCUACGAAGCUUCUUAAGAAAACCUUGAAGCAUUCUGUACUUUGUGAUGAACUUUUUGCACAGAUUUUCAAACAAACACGCAAUAACCCGAACAGGAGCUGCUUACUAAAAGCAUGGGAACUUAUGUACUUAUGCGUAUCUUCCAUGUCUCCAAGUAAGGAUUUUGGGCCAUUUAUAUUGGAAUAUGUGCAUAACGUGGCUUAUGGGCUCAACGUGGAUCCGGAUCAAGAGGUUCAAGCCCUUGCAGUAAUAACAUUGAAUGCUUUGAAGCGCUCUUUGAAGUUUGGACCAAGACUGACUUUUCCUGCACGUCAGGAGAUUGAAGCUCUUAUGACUGGUAAACACCUCAAAGCAAUAGUAUGUUUCAUGGAUGAAACUUUUCAAGAAAUCAUGUAUGACAUGACAACAGUGGUUUCUGACGUUAUCCAGGAACUUGCAAGGUUAAUCAACCUUUCAACCUUCUCCAGUUUCAGUCUGUAUGAAUGCAAAAAUGUUGAGAUUGAUUCUAUAGACUAUUUUAAUGAGGAAUUUAUAAGGUUAGAUGACAACAAAUAUGUUGGCGAUUUAUUGGCAGAAAAUAAUUCAGCAAAAGAGCACAGUAAAGGAGAAAUUUUGUCUGUUAAACUUGUAUUUAAACGAAGGAUAUUCAAGGAUUCAGAUAAGGAUGUCUCCGAUCCAAAAUUUUUGCAUUUGUCAUACAUUCAAGUACAACAUGACUAUUUGCUGGGAAAUUAUCCAUCUAAGAGGAAUUAUGCUGCUCAGCUAACUGCUUUGCAGAUUUUAGCUGAGAUUGGGUUUGAGUACAAUCCCGAGUCAUGUGUAUUGUGGACAUCUCUGCUGGAAAGGUUUUUACCAAGACAAAUUGCAAUGAGAAGGGCGAAGAGGAAAUGGGAGCUUGAUGUUCUCUCCCAAUAUAAUUUGCUGGAGGGCUUGUCAAAGGAUGAUGCUAAAAGGCAUUUCCUUGAGAUUCUUCAGAGACUUCCUUAUGGAAACUCCACAUUUUUUUGUAUGCGGAAGGUAGAUGACCCCACCGGUUCUCUACCUGGUAUGAUAAUUUUGGGUAUAAAUAUGCGUGGGGUUCAUUUUUUCCAUCCAUUUCCAAAAGAGUACUUGCACUCUGUAGAACUUAAAGAUGUUGCGCAAUUUGGUAGCAGUAACACUGCAGUUUUCUUUAAGAUGAAGGCUUCUGGAGUGCUUCAUGUUUUCCAAUUUGAAACUUCGCAGGGGGAAGAAAUUUGUUUUAUUCUUCAAGCACAUAUAAAGGAUGCUGCUAUGGCAGGAUACACAAAAACGCAGAAUGUUGUUACAAAAUCUAGUAAUGGUUUUGUGUCUGAAGAUGUCAAGUGUCUAAGAGUGGAUAUGUAUGAAGAACGUGUGCAAGGGUUAUCAAAAGCUGUUGAAGAAUCUCGUAAGAAGGCUGAUGAGUUGCUUGAAGAAUUGCAAGCAGGACAGAAGCUUGAAAUUGAGAUGCAGAAGGAACUGGCAAGGCUAAAAGAUUCCUUGGAUUCUGAGAAGCAAAACCUACAAGAAGUUAGUAGUGAUCGUGAUGAACUUAAAAAAUUAUGUGAUGACAAAGAGUCAGCUCUGCAGGCUUCUCUAAUGGAUAAACAAAACAAUGAGGUCAAACUAGCAGAACUGAGCUCACAGGGAUGUCUAUCUUUUGGAGAAGUCAUGCAUAGUUUUGAUAAUCAUCAUGGAAAUGCUGGUUAUGUAAGGAAUAUUUUGAGUGAUUUUCAGACAAUAACAAAACUUCAGGACGAUUUGAAUAUGCGUAAGAAUGAAAUGCAUGCAUCUAAAGAUACUAUUAAGGUGAUGCUUAAGGAGAAACAAUCGCUUGAGGAGAAAUUUGAAAAACUUGAGAAGAAGAAUCCUGAUGAGAUUAGUAUCAAGAUAAAGAAAUUUGAAGAUGAGCGGCUGACACUGCAACUGAACGUCUCAGAGUUGGAGAAGAAAUUGGAAAGUUUAACAGCUUCCUUUAAUGUUGUUGAAUCUACAAUUUCAAUGAGAAAUGCCAAACUACAUUCAUUAAACUGCAAUUUAGAAGAGUUAGAAGAAUUGCGUGAAAUGAAAGAUGAUUUUGAUAGGAAGAAUGAACAAAUAGCUUCAAUCUUGAAUGGGCAAGCAGCACACUUGUCUGAACUUGAAGCACUUUACAAAGGAGAGCAGCUUCUGCGGAGAAAGUAUUGCAACAUGAUUGAAGAUAUGAAAGGCAAGAUAAGAGUUUUUUGUCGCAUGCGUCCUUUAACUGGAAAGGAGAUUGAUGAGAAGGAGAGCAACAUUUUAGUAAGGGAAGAUGAGUUUACCGUUGCACAUCCAUGGAAAGAUGAGUCGAAGCAUCAUUUCUUUGAUCGCGUUUUUGACCAAAGUGCUUCACAGAAUGAUAUUUUUGAGGAUACCAAGUAUCUUGUACAAUCUGCAGUGAAUGGGUAUAAUGUCUGCAUAUAUGCUUAUGGACCAGCUGGUUCUGGGAAGACCUUCACAAUCUAUGGUUCGGACAAUCAUCCAGGGCUGAUCCCAAGAGCAAGUGCUGAAUUCUUUCAAAUAAUGGAACUUAGUCGGUCCAAAUUUUCUUUUUCUCUGAAGGUUUACAUGGCUGAGUUAUAUCAAGAAACUCUUGUAGAUCUUCUUCUUCCAAGAAAUGCCAAACGCUUAAAAUUAAACAUUAAAAAGAACUCAAAGGGUAUGGUUUCUAUAGAAAAUAUCACAAUUCUUGAAGUAUCAAGCUUUGAAGAGUUGAGGACAUGCAUUUUGAGGGGAGCUGAUCAGCGACAUAUUGCCGGAAACAAAAUUGAUGGUGAAAGUUCGAGAUCACAUUUAAUAUUAUCUAUCAUAAUUGAAAGCACCAAUCUUCGAAGUCAAACUCUUGCUAAUGGAAAGUUUACCUUUGUGGAUCUUGCUAGUUCAGAAAGGAUAAAAAAGACUGGAUCUUCAGGAAAUCAGUUGAAAGAAGCACAAAGCAUCAAUAAAUCUCAUUCUGCUUUUGGAGAUGUGAUCAGUGCUUUGUGUUCUGAGGCUCAACACGUUCCUUACAGGAAUCAUAAACUUACGAUGCUCAUGAGUGAUGCUCUUGGGGGAAAUGCCAAAACACUUAUGUUUGUGAAUGUGUCUCCUGCAGAAUCGUAUUUGGAUGAAUCGUACCAUCAUCUCAUGUUCGCUUCGAGGGUAAGGUGCAUACUAAAUAAUCCAAGCAAGAACAUAUCUUCAAAAGAGCUCGCCCAUUUAAAGAAAUUGGUUUCCUAUUGGAGGGAGCAAGCAGGAAAACAAGGGGAUGAUGAGGAACUGGAAGAGAUACAAGAAGAAAGACAAACAAAAGAGAAAAACUGAUCACCACUUUCCCUGCUUUUAUCAAAGUAAAACUUCAUUUUGAUCUGAAUAUAUAUCCCAAGUCAAGGUUUUUUGGACUAUUUUGCCUCUAAGUUAACCGAAAUAAAUGUAUAUAUCAGUUUGGAUAUAUAGUGGGAAUCGGGUCGCCGGCGAAGGUUAUAAAUUUUGUACAUUAGGAUUAAUUAGCUCCCUAAUGCUGCAUGCAGACAACCUUCUUCACUUGCACAUAAAGCUGCAUUCUAAGAUUUAGAUUUUGUUCUAUCGAAUAAUGUAUGUGUUGAUUCAGAACUCAAUAAUUUGAUUGGUU